AUGAGCAUUUUUCUAAAUCUAACAACAUUAGUUUUCUAAACUUUCUAAUUGAAACUGAUAUCAGAGUCAUAAAUAAAAAAAAACUUAAAAUGAAAUUCUUAGUAGCUUCCUUACUAGUGGUUGUCCUUUUGAUGGUCUGCCCCAGCAGCCAGGCAGCUAAAAUUUGUGUUUCCCAUGUAGAGACCUGCAAUGAUAAUAUUCCUGUCUGUGGUCGUUUUGGUGGUUCCAAUUUGUGCAAGAACUUUAAAAAUCGCUGUGAAUUUGAGAUUUUCAAUUGUGCCAGCAAGACUCCUUAUAAGAUUGUUAAUAGCAACAUGUGCACUGGCAUUCCCCUUAAUACUCGCACAUUUUGUAAUGGUCUCCAAACUGGACCCAUAGUGGGUGGUGGUAAAUUCCCCCACUGGUAUGGUAACAAACCUGGUUUUGCUGGAUGUAAAGGCAAGAAGUGCGGUUUUGGUGGACUCAAAGGCGGUUACAAUGGUGGCGCUGAUGUUCAACCUAUUGUUAUUAAUCGUGGUAAAUAAAUGGAACGAAAAUAAGGUUUUAGUGUUGUAGGACAUAUGAAUUUGAAAUGUAAUGAUGUUUUUAUUUAAAAAUAAUAAUUAAAAUUUGACAAUAAAUAUUAAAGAUUUA
Molecule: messenger RNA, 633 nt
Organism: Lucilia sericata (common green bottle fly)
Lineage: Eukaryota; Metazoa; Arthropoda; Insecta; Diptera; Calliphoridae
Exons: 2
Coding region: 90-524 (144 amino acids)
Source: RefSeq, a predicted model, not a curated record